Messenger RNA from Maudiozyma saulgeensis, 927 nucleotides. Lineage: Eukaryota; Fungi; Ascomycota; Saccharomycetes; Saccharomycetales; Saccharomycetaceae. The record is from the annotation of a GenBank genome assembly.
AUGAGUGAAUCAAACUAUACUAAGGAGAAAAAAGUCGGUGAAGGUACAUAUGCUGUGGUUUACCUGGGCAAACAGCUAAGUUCUGGAGAUAGUAUUGCUGUGAAGGAAAUUAAGACUUCUGAGUUUAAGGAUGGAUUGGAUAUGUCAGCUAUAAGGGAAGUCAAGUAUUUGCAAGAGUUGAAUCAUCCUAAUGUAAUUAAUUUGAUUGACAUUUUCAUGGCCUAUGAUAAUCUAAAUCUUGUCUUAGAAUUUUUACCUACGGAUUUAGAAGUUGUCAUAAAGGACAAGAAUAUUUUGUUUACCCCUGCUGAUAUAAAAUCAUGGAUGUUGAUGACCUUAAGAGGGGUAUAUCAUGUACACAGAAAUUUUAUACUACACAGAGAUUUGAAACCUAAUAAUUUAUUAAUAUCGCCUGAUGGUCUUAUCAAAGUAGCAGAUUUUGGGUUGGCCAGAGCUGUCCCAGGUCCAAGAGAAAUGUUAACAAGCAAUGUGGUUACUAGAUGGUAUAGAGCCCCUGAACUGUUAUUUGGUGCAAAACAUUACACUUAUGCGGUGGAUGUUUGGUCUAUUGGUGUAAUAUUUGCUGAGUUAAUGUUAAGAAUACCCUAUCUACCAGGUCAAGAUGAUAUGAAUCAAAUGGAAGUAACAUUUAGAGCAUUAGGUACGCCUACAGAUAAACAAUGGCCGGAAGUCUCUUCGUUUCCUGGAUAUAAUAAAUUACAAAUUUAUCCAUCACCAUCAAGAGAUGAAUUAAGAAAGAGGUUUAUUGCUGCUACAGAGAGUGCAUUAACUUUAAUGGAGAAUAUGUUAAUGAUGAACCCGCAAACUAGAUGGAACACUAUUCAAUGUCUUGAAAGUGAAUAUUUUAAAGAGCUACCGGCCCCUAGUGAUCCAGCUGAUAUAAACAUUUUCUCGCAGAAGGUAUAA